AUGGAUCUCAGAGACCUGCUUCGCUUCUCCCACUGCGGGCGGACGGUGUGGACGGCGGCCGACGCGGCUUCAGCGGGCCCACUGCGGUGCCCCGAAUGCGGCCGGACACCCAGUUUCCCCCUAGCGGAAGCUCCGGUGCGCGUGCGCGCGCCGGUAGUCGACGGACACCGCACGAGCUGCUGCUUCCUGGUCACGUCGCGGGAGGGCGCCGACGGCCUCAGUGAAGACAGAGACUGCGAGCUUCACGUGGGCAUCUCCAACUCGCAAGGCGUGGUGUUGAGUUACACAGAGUCGGGGGUGCUGCGCGAGCAGCAAGGCUGGCAACAGAGUGCGGCGGUCCCCCUGGUGGCCCCAGGCGAGAGCAUCCCUGAAUGGGACGAGCGGCUGGAGCGCUUCGCUGCUACGGACUCAUGGACGCCGAGCAGGUUCGAGGAGCAGCGCGAGUUUGGUUCCUGUUGCUACGGUUUUGCUCUGGGAUUCAUCAACCAGCUGUUGAUGUCACAGGGCAAGCGGCCAAUCAGCGGGGAGAAUUUCACCCGAGACCUGGUGCUCCCCCGGGUGCGGGCGGCCUCCGGCUAUCUGGCUGUAUUGCGUCACGUUCGUCGUCAUGGAUACUGGGCCUCCCCGAUCCCAACAUCCCUCGGGAUCCUCUCAGUGUCGGACCCUCGUGAGUCUGUCACCGUGGCGACUGGAGACGUGGCACCCUUCCUCCUCACGCUGGAGACUGGACACGACUGA
Nerophis lumbriciformis (worm pipefish) is the source of this 738-nucleotide messenger RNA. The record is from RefSeq and is a predicted model, not a curated record. NCBI's taxonomy places the organism in Eukaryota, Metazoa, Chordata, Actinopteri, Syngnathiformes, Syngnathidae.